UUUAUCUCAACAUUUAGGAAACUGGAACGCUUGAAAAAACAGAAGUAUAAUGACUACAACGACUAUUUUGUUGUCCGUAUGCUAUUUUGCGCUUACUUCUGUGCAUGGUAUACGUGGAGAUAUAUACUGUCUGCAAUGUUCUGAUGUAGCUAGUGCACGUGAUUGUUACCAGGUUAAAAAAUGUGGACCACAACAGGUGUGCUAUUCAACCAUGGUGGUUUCAGCAUCCGGCCGUAUUUCCAGGAAAAUGGGUUGUCGAGAUAGAGUACAAUGCAGCAAAACAAUUGUGGGGAAAAGAUCACCCUCCCGAAGUGUGGGGGAUACUCCUAUCUGUGAUGAAUGUUGUGACACUAACAUAUGCCAACCAAAGCUCUGUCAGGACAAAGAUUACGCUACAGACCGCGGACAAAUGUGUUUCAAGUGUCAUGUACGAGCGAAAAAUGAUCCAUGUUUGCAAAUUACUGAGUGUGCUAGGGACGAGGUAUGCUCUACAACGCAUAAAAUAAUGGCAUCAGGAAGUCGUGGGAUACAACAAGGUUGUUUUGGCAAACACGUUUGUGCCGUAGUGUCAACUGCCUCUAACUUUCAUAGAACAAACGACACAUGCUUCAAAUGUUGUGAUACAGACCUGUGUAAUACAGACUGUGGAAACAACUCUGCCUCUUCCAUACAUGUAGCUGGAGCUGGAGCAACUACACAAACUUCUGCUUCCCAUUGCGUUGAUAAAACCAACCAGGCGACCUGUAAGUUGGCAUCGUCUAUUGUCUGUCAAGACAGAAUACAUGCACAGAAUGCGGACUGCAAGCAUUACUGCGGAUUUUGCUGAAUACGUUUGUGACAUAUAAACCAAAUACAAGACACUUUCAAUUUA
This is a messenger RNA of Mercenaria mercenaria, 871 nucleotides long. RefSeq lists its product as uncharacterized. The record is from RefSeq and is a predicted model, not a curated record. Lineage: Eukaryota; Metazoa; Mollusca; Bivalvia; Venerida; Veneridae. Bases 50 to 826 code for a protein of 258 amino acids. The transcript is spliced from 9 exons.